Molecule: messenger RNA, 998 nt
Organism: Linum trigynum
Lineage: Eukaryota; Viridiplantae; Streptophyta; Magnoliopsida; Malpighiales; Linaceae
Source: the annotation of a GenBank genome assembly
ACAUGAAUUAGAUCAAUACACCAUUUGAAAUCCCAACUUCCAAACGACCCCUAAAUCCAAUCUUGGUCACACAAAUUAGUUUAAUGGUUCAAGAUUGGUCACUCUCCAUCCAACUCCGUUAAAUUUGUAUGAUGUGGCAGUCAACUCUCAAAGUUGACCGUUAAGUCAGUGACGUGGCAAUUAAAAAAUAAUAAAUAAAAUAAAUUUUAAAUUUUCUACCAUUUCCAACUAAUUUUCAAAGUAAAGUAAAACAAAGAAAACAAAAAAAAUAUUAUAAUUACGAAGUAUUCUAUUUCUAUGAGAAAGAAGAGCAGACCAGGACAAGCUUCUCUUUCCCUGUUUUCUCCACCACCUCUGAAUAUCAAAUCUUACUGCUCACUCGGCCAUGGAUCACCAUCCCGUGGAACGUGACCCAAGUGAUCGGCCUAUGCUCAUCCUCCCGAUUACUGACUUAACGAAAUUUCAGUCAUGGAAGACACACUCCACGACUACCCAAUCGUCUCCGACGACGCCGAAUUCCCCAGCUGUCUCCGCUCGACGCCGCGACACGCCGCCGAGGAAGUUCGAUUCACCGAUAAGAAGCACAACGUUGACAACACCGAUUUGAUUCAAUUGGGAGUCUCUCUCUCAAACCAAAAAGACACCGUCGCCGCAAUCUUGCAGUUCAACCUGGCGUUCGACCUAGACCGAGACUUGCACGCCAACUAAUCCAUCCGGUUCUUGAAAGCCCACGACGUCGGUUUCGAGAAGCUGAAGAUCAACGGGAUCGAGCGGAUCCAGUUCGGGGCCGCGUUCGGUGGGCUGAUCGGGAGGAUGCAGGCCGCUCAAUUUGUAAUUAUAAUAUUUUUUUGUUUUAUUUGUUUUACUUCACUUUGAAAAUGAGUUGGAAAUGGUAGAAUAUUAAAUUUUAUUUUUUUAUUUUUUUAAUUUCCACGUCACUGACUUAGCGGUCAACUUAGAGGGUUGACUGCCACAUCAGAUAAAUUUAACGGAGUUGG